Cylicocyclus nassatus is the source of this 608-nucleotide messenger RNA. The record is from the annotation of a GenBank genome assembly. Lineage: Eukaryota; Metazoa; Nematoda; Chromadorea; Rhabditida; Strongylidae.
AAUAAUGCCACGAGAGUAACAUCACUUGUCUCCCACUUGCUUAUGCCGAUGAGUAAGACACCCUUAAUAUCUGUAUUUCUUGUUUUGUACUGCACCACUAUUGGAAAUCCAGAGUGCACUUGUGAUAGCCUACCCUACAGUACCGGUGGUUUCCGUUAUCAAAGAUCAUGCAAUAAGACUUUCGAUGAGGCUGAGAAGUAUUGCAUUGAUUUGAAAGGACAUUUAGCUUCAAUUCACAGCGAGGAAGAGAACAAUGUCGUUCAUAAAAUGUCAGAGAUUUAUCAAAAUUACACAUCUUACUCCCAUUUUACUUGGAUAGGCUUGAGACGCAAAGGUGAUACAUGGGAGUGGACAGAUGGAACACCUCUGGAUUUCACAAAAUGGUCGGCCAAAGAACCUAACAAUUAUAUGAACUUAGAUGAAAACUGUGUUCAGAUGUAUACUGGCCAGUUGUCCACUUGGAAACCUAAUACGGGUGAUUUUGAAUGGAACGAUGUCAACUGCGAGAAAAAGAUGUUAUUCUUUGUUUGCAAAAUGAAAAAACAAAUCAUAAAAAGUAGAAAGAUCUAGCUUCUGGUCAAUCAUCAAUACAUGGCAAAUAAACAGUU